CAAUUAGUUCCUUGUAUUAACAUGGCGACACUUCCACCACGGAAAAAUCCCACACCAACCAAAAUAUCGAAACUGCAUUUAUCCCCGUUACAGAUACUAUUGCAGAUGGGCUUUCCAAAGCACAGAGCAGAGAAGGCUUUGGCUGCAACAGGAAAUAGAGGUGUGCAACUUGCAUCAGAUUGGUUAUUGGCACAUGUGAAUGAUCCAACUUUAGAUGACAACUGUCCUCGUGAAUACAUUCUGUAUGCAUGUCCAACUGGCCCAUUUCUGGAACAAUUGCAAGCAUUUUGGGAAAAAUCAUUGUCUCAGUGUGGCUGGAAUGGUGCUCACAACUUUAUGCCUCAUAUCACAUUAGUUUCAUUUUUUAAGGCACCUGAUGAAUGUGCCCAACAGCUUGCCAGAACACUGAAGCAUGUCGUGGACUUACAGCGUGUGAAUCUCUGUGAACCACUGAGACUGGAAACCUAUGUUUCACAGAAUUUUAUGGGUUUCUUUGUUGCUGAAGAACACGCAGAUCUGCUUAAAAGAAUAGCUAUGCAGUAUGUGAAAGAAGUGUCAAAUUCAAUAAUUAAUGAUAAUUAUGAACAUCUUGAUGCCCUCUCUGCUUGUUUCCCAUGGUGCACUACUGCCACAGAUAGAUAUGUACCUCGAGGAGUCAGAUCUAUUACCCUAGAACCCCAUGUCAAGUCACUUCACUUGACAUUAGCGUACCAGUUUCCACCCACACAGUUUACUGCCCUCAAGACACUUGUGGAAGAGCUAGACUCCUCUGCUCCAGCCGCUUGGGAGCUCCGACUCUACUCUCGAGAUACACGCGUUACUUCUACACAGGUCCAUAAGGUGUUGUACUCGCACAUCCCAAGGGAGUCAGAUGAAUUGGAAUUGAGGAUUGGUGACUAUAUCUGCCUGAGCAGUGAAGCUCUUAAUGCUUCACCUGAUGGGUGGGUGGAAGGCACGUCAUGGCUCACAGGUUGUAGUGGUUAUUUACCAGAAAAUUAUACAGAACGAACAGCAGAAUCUGAUGCAUGGACUCUGCACAGAACAAUACCACUGGGCAAGAUGGAGAAUUCAGGAGAUUUAGGAGGAGACAGUGUCAUGUCCUUGCUACUGCCAGCAUCUGAUGUUACUAGUGACUCAAGUGAGGAAAAGCAAGCCACCUCAGCAGUGACAGACGUCAAACCACAAAUUGAAAAAGUGAUUAUUCCUGAGCCAAUCCCAGGCCCACGUCAUAUUUACAUUAUUCGACAUGGAGAAAGAGUGGACUUUACAUUUGGAACGUGGAUUCCUUACUGUUUUGAUGAAACGGGAAGAUACAUGAAGAAGGACUUAAACAUGCCAAAAACAGUUCCAUCUCGUAAGUCAGGACCUCAAGGCUUUUUCAAGGACUGUCCAUUAACCAAUGUUGGGGUACUUCAAGCCACUCUGAUCGGAGAGGCUAUGAAGGAAGCAGGAAUCACAGUACAUCAUACAUUCUGUUCUCCAUCUCUGCGUUGUAUACAGACCUGUACUGGAGUAUUGAAAGGCCUGGGUCAAGCAGACAGCCAGCCUAUAGCUAUAGAGCCAGGUUUAUUUGAAUGGCUUGCCUGGUAUCCAGAUUCACUGCCUGACUGGAUGUCAACAAAGGAACUACAGGAAACUGGUUAUAACAUUAAACCAGAAUACAAGCCAUUUGUUCGCGCAGAAGAGCUUCUCGAUCGACGGGAGAGUACAGAACAGUUUUAUAUGCGCAGUUUCUACCUAGCACAGAGUGUCAUUAAAAGUACAGCAGACAGAGGAGGUAACAUCUUGUUGGUUGGACAUGCAGCGACACUAGAUGUAUGCUCACGUCAACUUUGUGGAGGAGCGCCUCGCACAAGCCAAGAAAUGACACGUCUCAUCCAGAAAAUUCCCUACUGCAGCAUGGCCUGUGUUCAAGAUGUUGGAGACAACAAGUGGGAAAUAAAGGAUGCCCCAUUCCCCCCAGUCACCCAUUCCAACAACAUGCGAUUUGACUGGAAAGUAUUACAAACAUAAUAUUCUGCGUAAUGUGUACAGAAUCUAAUCGUGCUUGAUCGGCUUAUUUGUGGGGAUACAAUUAUUAAAAUCCCAAUCCUGCAUUAUACUGUGUCCUUAUAGAACCAAGUUCUAGUUUCAGGCAUUCAUUAUGCAAAGCAAACAAAGAUUGCCAUAUCCCAAAUUUUCUGUCAUGUAUAAUUAGUAUAAGUAUUUGGUACUUGUGGGUUAUCAGGACACAUCACUUUAAAAACAGGUUAGGUUAGGUUA
Molecule: messenger RNA, 2262 nt
Organism: Zootermopsis nevadensis
Lineage: Eukaryota; Metazoa; Arthropoda; Insecta; Blattodea; Termopsidae
Source: RefSeq, a predicted model, not a curated record